Molecule: messenger RNA, 2357 nt
Organism: Siniperca chuatsi (mandarin fish)
Lineage: Eukaryota; Metazoa; Chordata; Actinopteri; Centrarchiformes; Sinipercidae
Gene: anxa13l
Product: annexin A13, like
Exons: 11
Coding region: 163-1113 (316 amino acids)
Cellular component (GO): cytoplasm
Molecular function (GO): calcium-dependent phospholipid binding; calcium ion binding
Source: RefSeq, a predicted model, not a curated record
AGCACCGGACAGGGCUGCGUCCCUGCAGGAACAGCCGAUCCGAGUUCACACGCAUCACAUCAGCUACAGACCAGCACAACACCAGCACAACACCCGCACAACACCCGCACAACACCGCUUUCAUUUCCCCCUUUCUGACUGGAAAGAGCGGUGUGGAGCAUCAUGGGCAACGUGCAGCCCACCAUAGUCCCAUAUGAGGACUUUGAUGUCACAGCUGACAUCAAGGCUAUCAGGAAAGCAUGUAAAGGGUUAGGCACAGAUGAAGAGGCCAUUAUUCAAAUCCUGGCCAAUCGUUCUGCAGCUCAGCGUGUGGAGAUCAAACAGGCCUACUUUGAAAAGUAUGACGAUGAGUUGGAGGAGGUGUUGAAGAAGGAGCUGACAGGUAGUUUUGAGAAUGCCACCUUGGCAAUGCUGGAGCCUCCUCGCGUUUACUUUGCCAAGGAGCUGAGGAAGGCCAUGAAGGGGGCGGGCACAGAUGAAGCCGUGCUGGUAGAGAUCCUGUGCACAGCCACCAAUGAGGACAUCUUGGGCUACAAGGAGGCUUAUGCCCUGGUGCAUGAGCGUGACUUAGAGGCAGACAUUGAGGAUGACACCAGUGGAGAUGUGAGGAACCUGCUGAUGUCACUGCUGCAGGCGAGCAGAGACGAGGGCUAUGAAGUGGAUGAGGAUUUAGCCGAACAGGAUGCCACAUCUUUGUUUGAGGCAGGAGAAGGCAGAUUUGGCACAGAUGAGUCGACCUUCACCUUCAUCCUGACACACAGGAACUACCUGCAGCUUCAAGCCACCUUUAAGGCCUAUGAGUCGCUUUCAGGAACAAACAUUUUGGACACCAUCGACUCUGAGGCAACAGGAACUCUCAAGGACUGCUACAUUACUCUGGUCAGGUGUGCUAAGAACCCGCAGCUGUAUUUUGCCCGACGCCUCAAUGCCGCCAUGAAGGGAGUGGGCACUGAUGAAGACACCCUCAUUCGCAUCAUUGUAGGCCGCUCUGAGAUCGACCUGGAGACAGUGAAGGACAUGUACCUGGAGAAAUACGAUGUUACCCUGAAAGACGCUCUGGAUUCAGAGUGUGGUGGAGACUUCAAACGCCUCCUCAUUGAGAUCCUGCACUAAAACAUGUCACCUUCUUCCUGCAGGCCUUAUUUAACCAACAUGACACAGUCUCUCUUCUGUACCCACUCAUUUCUUCCUCCUCCUCUUCUUCAUCCUCCUUUCGCUUCGUGAACGUCUUUCUAUCCAUCAUCCUUCUCACAUCUUAGAGACAGUCAGUUCUCUUUGCAGCAUGGACCAAAAACCAACUCAUUAUUAUAUUAUACAGUGUUUUACACACGGUAAACUUACAUUUAUAGUCUUUAAAUACACAGUUUUGCCAAGAACAUUACACUCAGUGGGAAUUCUCUUAUUGUUUUAGUUUAAUAUACAAUAGAGGUGCAUUGAAUAUUUGAUAUCCCUUUGAUAAUAUUAUUGCAGCAUUGUGGAACUUACAUGGAACUUGUGCAGCUGAGCAUCAUGCUAAUAUAUUUACCCAAAUAGAUAGUGUUAGUCCAGUUCUUUAUUCGCAAUCAGCUGCUUUACAGUCAUUUUUUUAAAUUUCAGCUGUAGUUCACCAUUUCAACCUGAUCCCAAAGCUGUAAACAUUAAGAGGCUGCUGCUGCUCAACAUAAACUAUGUUCUGUAGCCUCGUGUAUUUGUCACUUUAUUCAUUUUUCUCAUCGUCAUCCAUUGACUUCACUACUAUUUGCCUCAAAGAUGCCUUUCCUAAGAUGAUAGCGAUGUAAUUUCCUUUUUGCUGCAAACACUCAACACAUAAGUGCCGAAUUAUCACGUUUGAUUAAUUUUACAUGUCUAUAUUAUUACCCUGAUAUCAAAAGCCUAAACUCUUUAAGUACACACUAUUGGGUUUUUGUAGUCACAUCCCUAAAUGCUAUGUGGGAUUUUUAACUCAGACGGUUUGUAGUCUUAUUUUUAAUCACAGCUCACAUUUACACAGUUUAUUAGACAGUUGACUUUUUCCUGUUGUCACGCAGUCAUUAAAUUUACUACUUUGAGAUCUUUGUGCAUUUAAGAUCAUUAGAUGAUGAUAAUAAUUUUGAAAAAGACACUCAUUUUGCUCUGUAACCCCUGAAGUACAAUCACUGAUAAUGGACUCACUGUCUGCAUCCAUGUAUGGAAUUGUAUCUUAACUCAUUUUAUUUAAAACCAAGAUUACAGUGAUAUAAAUUACUACUGUUGUAUUGUUAUAUAACAAAUUAAUACACUAAUUCAUAUGAAAGAUGUAAUUGUUAACCUGUUGUAAUGGCAUAAAAAAAUUGUGGCAUACAUAUGCAGUGAUAAUAAAUUUUAACUCCACCAAAAAA